Messenger RNA from Phytophthora infestans T30-4, 654 nucleotides. RefSeq lists its product as uncharacterized. The coding region runs from base 1 to 654 and encodes 217 amino acids. The transcript has 4 exons. The record is from RefSeq and is a predicted model, not a curated record. NCBI's taxonomy places the organism in Eukaryota, Oomycota, Peronosporomycetes, Peronosporales, Peronosporaceae.
AUGGCGGCGUGCGGCUUCCUGGGCCUCUUGCUCGUAAUCGGUGUGAUUGCGACGCAGGUGAUUGAAGAAACGCGGAGAACUCUCGAAACCCAGAUCCCGCUUGUCAUAGAGAAGCUCGUUCCUUGCCCCCAAAACCGUCGUGUAGACGGCCACAGCGGAGACCGUUUCCAGCGCCGUGAUAUUCAAGCUGGUCCCACGCUGGAUGACACGGAUGCCAUUCUGCUGCUAAAAGAGUGCAAGAAAUACGUGGAGCGACCUCUAGUCCCUGAUGUCCACUUCAAUUUCAAUACAUAUCCGGAUGCUAACGCUCUCAUGGACUUUCGGUUUACGUGCGCGGAGCUUAUGCAACUGGCUUCUGUCAUAAACAUACUUAACGUGUUCAUCACUGACUCUGGCGAUCGCCUCCUAGGCAUCGAAGCAUUGGCAAUGCUGUGCUACCGUAUCUCAUAUCCUGACUGCUUCUUGGACAAUGAAUGGAAGGACACUUUGUUUUUCCAUGACCUACUGAACGCUGAGCGGCGCCAGCUCUAUGUGGAUGCCGUCUUUACUAAAACCGACGAUCUGGUUGACAAAAUCUCGAUGGUCAUCGAUGGGACGAAAUGGUUUAUCUGUCGCCCGGGCAAGCGUACUCAUCGCACUGCAAGGUGCGCAUGA